Messenger RNA from Bombina bombina (fire-bellied toad), 8651 nucleotides. It is a transcript of the gene ANKRD17, whose product is annotated as ankyrin repeat domain 17. Gene Ontology annotation, cellular component: cytoplasm. The record is from RefSeq and is a predicted model, not a curated record. Gene Ontology annotation, molecular function: protein binding; RNA binding. Lineage: Eukaryota; Metazoa; Chordata; Amphibia; Anura; Bombinatoridae. Gene Ontology annotation, biological process: innate immune response. The coding region runs from base 504 to 8093 and encodes 2529 amino acids. The transcript has 33 exons.
GCGCUGAAUGGUAUCUCACGAGAGACGCAGAGAGAAACAGCCUCCAACUCUAGGACAACUAGGAGGAUACGGGUGUCGGCUAUUCCGUAAGAAAUAUCCAAAAUAGCGACAAACAGAAAAAGCAAUGUAAAUAAAGCAACAACAUAAGAAACAAGUGUGGAGAAAAGCAAACAAACACUCUCUUACAGCCUUGCCGAUAAUUCGUGAGGUAACGAAACUCGUGACAAGGUUCGAUGAUAAUAAAGAAACCAUCUUAAUCUUAAACAUUUGUUACGUAAGGAAUUGCAACGAUAAUAAAAACAAUAAAAAUAAAAAAAAACUCCUCCCUUUAUUGCUACUGAGUGAAGACGCGUGCGCGCAGGUGCCUGUAUUACCAUCGCGCGCGUCCUCGCGGGUAAGGCUUGUGAGGGCUUCGUGACGUCAGGGUCAUCGCGAGAUUCGGCAAUAGGCUCUUGUUAGGACAGCUUAGUAUCCGCGCCGAGCAAGAGGAGGCCGGAAAAGAAAUGAUGAUGAUGGAGCCUCCGCUACCGCCAGCACAAGAACAACCACAGCGGUCUAUUGCAAAUGAUGAGAAAAUUGAUGAAGUAAAAAAGAGCCAAGUCCCUGUCAGUAAUGGGAGUCACGAGCCAGCAAGCGAAGUACCGACUGAGCUAAGCAAGUCGGCUAGAGGCCUGGUGAGAAUGUGUGACCUGCUGCUGAAAAAGAAGCAACAGCGACAGAGGAGGCAACAAGGACCUGGGACCUCACCAGCAUCACCUACAGGGACAGGACCUGCAAGUAGGAACCGAAGGCAAAAGAGAAGUCGGAGUAAUCGCACUGCCAGUAGUAGUGACACAGACAAGAGUAGCGAGAGCGGGAGUAGCCAGGAGGAUGAGGAAGAAGUGUCCGAGGUAGAAUCAUUUAUUCUGGACCAAGAUGAUUUGGAAAACCCAAUGCUGGAGACUGCUUCCAAACUACUACUUUCAGGAACAGCUGAUGGUGCUGAUUUAAGAUCAGUAGAUCCAGAAACACAAGCUAGGCUUGAGGCUCUUCUAGAAGCUGCAGGAAUUGGUAAAUUAUCGACUGCUGAUGGUAAAGCAUUCGCAGAUCCUGAAGUACUCCGCAGAUUGACGUCUUCUGUCAGCUGUGCGUUGGAUGAAGCUGCUGCUGCACUUACUAGAAUGAGAGCUGAGAGCACCUCAAAUGCAGGGCAGACGGACAACCGCAGUUUGGCUGAAGCUUGUUCUGAAGGAGAUGUUAAUGCUGUGCGGAAGUUGCUAAUUGAGGGCCGGAGUGUUAAUGAACACACAGAAGAAGGAGAGUCCCUUUUGUGCCUUGCUUGUUCAGCUGGAUAUUAUGAACUUGCCCAGGUUCUUCUGGCUAUGCAUGCUAAUGUUGAAGACAGAGGAAUAAAAGGAGAUAUUACGCCUUUGAUGGCUGCUGCUAAUGGAGGACACGUUGAAAUUGUAAAACUGCUGCUAGCCCAUGAUGCUGAUGUGAACUCCCAAUCAUCUACAGGAAAUACAGCACUUACAUAUGCUUGUGCUGGUGGCUAUGUGGAUGUUGUAAAGGUGCUGCUGGAAUCAGGUGCUAGUAUAGAGGACCACAAUGAAAAUGGCCACACUCCUCUUAUGGAGGCUGGAAGUGCUGGGCAUGUAGAGGUGGCCAGAGUCCUUCUGGAGAAUGGAGCAGGAAUCAAUACGCAUUCCAAUGAAUUUAAGGAGAGUGCACUAACUCUGGCUUGUUAUAAAGGGCAUUUGGAGAUGGUGAGAUUCCUCUUAGAGGCAGGAGCUGACCAAGAGCAUAAGACAGAUGAAAUGCAUACUGCCUUAAUGGAAGCUUGUAUGGAUGGUCAUGUUGAGGUUGCCCGGUUACUUCUUGACAGUGGAGCCCAGGUAAACAUGCCAGCUGACUCAUUUGAGUCUCCUUUGACACUUGCGGCAUGUGGUGGUCACGUGGAGUUGGCAGCCUUACUUAUUGAGCGUGGUGCUAACCUUGAAGAGGUAAAUGAUGAAGGCUACACACCACUCAUGGAAGCAGCAAGGGAAGGACAUGAAGAAAUGGUGGCGUUAUUGCUAGGCCAAGGGGCAAACAUCAAUGCUCAGACUGAGGAGACACAAGAAACUGCCCUCACCUUGGCCUGCUGUGGAGGUUUCCUGGAGGUAGCAGAUUUCCUCAUUAAGGCUGGCGCAGACAUUGAACUAGGAUGCUCUACACCCCUUAUGGAAGCUGCUCAAGAAGGACAUUUAGAGUUGGUCAAAUAUCUGCUAGCUGCUGGAGCUAAUGUCCAUGCGACUACAGCAACUGGCGACACAGCUCUUACAUAUGCUUGUGAAAAUGGGCAUACUGAUGUGGCAGAUGUGUUACUUCAGGCUGGUGCUGACUUGGAACAUGAAUCUGAGGGUGGAAGGACUCCUUUAAUGAAAGCUGCAAGAGCGGGUCAUGUUUGCACUGUUCAGUUUCUCAUUAGCAAAGGUGCAAAUGUUAACCGGACAACACUGAACAAUGAUCAUACAGUGCUCUCUCUUGCCUGUGCUGGAGGGCAUUUGGCUGUAGUUGAGUUACUUCUAGCGCAUGGGGCAGAUCCCACACAUAGAUUAAAGGAUGGUUCGACAAUGCUUAUUGAAGCUGCCAAAGGUGGUCACACAAGUGUUGUUUGCUACCUGUUGGACUAUCCCAAUAAUCUUCUCUCAGCUCCUCCACCUGAUGUUACACAGUUCACACCUCCUUCCCAUGACCUGAACCGGGCGCCUCGUGUACCAAUGCAGGCACUGCCAAUGGUCGUCCCACCCCAGGAACCAGACAAACCCCCUGCUAAUGUUGCUACAAACCUUCCCAUCAGAAAUAAAGCUGCUUCUAAACCGAAGUCCAGUGGUCAAGUCCCAGAAAACGGCCAGGAUGCCCAGGGAUUCAUCAGCAGCCAGUCUCCAGAAAGCAUUGUAGAAGAAGCUCAGGGGAAGUUAACAGAGCUUGAACAGCGAAUCAAAGAAGCUAUUGAAAAGAAUGCCCAGUUACAAUCCCUAGAGUUGGCACAUGCUGAUCAGCUAACCAAGGAGAAGAUUGAGGAGCUAAAUAAAACUAGGGAAGAACAGAUCCAGAAAAAGCAAAAGAUUUUGGAGGAGCUACAAAAAGUUGAGCGGGAGCUACAACUAAAAACACAACAGCAGUUAAAAAAACAGUACCUCGAAGUGAAAGCUCAGAGAAUCCAGCUCCAGCAGCAACAGCAGCAGUCUUGCCAGCAUCUGGGUUUGUUAACUCCUGUUGGUGUUGGGGAAGAGCUCACAGAGGUAGAUUAUGCCCAUUUACAGCAGGUUGAUACUAUCUUGCUCAAAGAUGACUCACAGCAGACUUCAGUACAAAUGGGUUUUAAUAUCAUGCAGCCAUUGGCAGUGCCUCAAGUUCUUCCACUGGCAGCAGGCACCUUAUCCCCUAGUUCAAUUGCAAGCCUUGCAGACCUUCAAGGAGUUAUAGUGGGACAACAAGAACUAGAUCAAGCACAGUUAACAGGACUUGCACACGGUGUCUUGACAGAAACCCAAGAAGGGUUAAUGGUAGCCAGUCCUGCUCAGACGCUUACUGAUACACUGGAUGACAUCAUGGCAGCAGUGAGUGGAAGAACAUCUGCUAUCUCAAACACUCCUACUCACAGCAUUGCGACUUCCAUAUCCCAACCUCAGACACCAACGCCAAGCCCCAUCGUAUCUCCUUCAGCCAUGCUACCAAUCUAUCCUUCCAUAGAUAUUGAUGCACAGACUGAAAGUAAUCACGAUACCGCUCUAACGCUUGCCUGUGCUGGAGGGCAUGAAGAACUUGUACAGACGCUUUUGGAAAGAGGAGCCAAUAUUGAACACAGAGACAAGAAGGGUUUCACGCCACUUAUUCUGGCAGCAACUGCUGGUCAUGUUGGUGUGGUAGAAAUUUUGCUGGAUAAUGGUGCUGACAUUGAGGCGCAAUCUGAGAGGACCAAAGACACUCCAUUAUCUCUAGCCUGCUCCGGAGGACGACAAGAGGUUGUGGAGUUGCUGUUGGCCAGAGGAGCAAAUAAAGAACAUAGAAAUGUUUCAGAUUACACUCCUCUAAGCUUAGCUGCAUCUGGGGGCUAUGUCAAUAUUAUUAAAAUAUUGCUAAAUGCAGGAGCAGAGAUCAAUUCCAGAACUGGUAGCAAGUUGGGAAUCUCACCAUUGAUGUUGGCAGCGAUGAAUGGUCAUACAGCUGCUGUUAAGCUGCUUCUUGAUAUGGGCUCAGAUAUAAAUGCUCAGAUAGAGACCAACCGAAAUACUGCACUUACGCUAGCUUGUUUCCAGGGAAGAACCGAAGUAGUUAGUCUGCUUCUUGAUAGGAAAGCUAAUGUGGAACACCGAGCUAAGACUGGGCUAACUCCAUUAAUGGAAGCUGCUUCUGGUGGGUAUGCAGAAGUAGGAAGAGUUCUGCUUGAUAAAGGUGCAGAUGUCAAUGCUCCUCCAGUGCCUUCCUCCAGAGAUACAGCUUUGACCAUUGCAGCAGACAAAGGUCACUACAAGUUCUGUGAGCUGCUUAUCAGCAGAGGAGCUCAUAUUGAUGUGCGGAACAAGAAAGGAAACACACCUCUUUGGCUUGCAGCAAACGGAGGUCACCUUGAUGUUGUCCAGCUUCUUGUCCAGGCUGGUGCAGAUGUAGAUGCUGCUGACAACAGAAAGAUAACUCCUCUCAUGGCUGCAUUUAGAAAGGGUCAUGUUAAGGUGGUUCGGUAUUUGGUGAAAGAAGUAAAUCAGUUCCCAUCUGACUCAGAGUGUAUGAGAUACAUUGCAACCAUCACUGACAAGGAGAUGUUGAAGAAGUGUCACCUUUGUAUGGAAUCAAUUGUUCAAGCCAAAGAUAGGCAAGCUGCUGAAGCAAACAAAAAUGCAAGUAUCCUCCUGGAGGAGCUGGAUUUGGAAAAGUUAAGGGAAGAGAGUAGGCGGCUUGCUUUGGCUGCAAAGCGAGAAAAGAGAAAGGAGAAACGUAGAAAGAAAAAGGAGGAGCAGAGACGAAAACUGGAAGAAAUUGAGGCAAAAAACAAAGAGAAUUUUGAAAUUCAAGCUGCCCUUGAGAAAGAAAAACUAAAAGCUGAAGAUGAGCAUCACGUUUUAACAGAGCCUCCUAGUGCAACCACAACCACCACUAUUGGCAUAUCCGCUGCUACCUGGACCACACUGGCAGGUUCCCAUGGAAAAAGAAACAAUACAAUUACCACAAGUAGUACUAAAAGGAAAAGCAGAAAAAAUAAAAUUGUUUCUGAAAAUGUCCAAAUAAUAUUUGAAGACCAUCUCAAUAUUGCAUAUGUGCAGCAGGAAAAGCUCAAUGGGGAUUCAAAAAGCAGCAGCACUAGUGAAAGUGGGGACAGUGACAACAUGAGGAUCUCUAGCUGCAGUGACGAGAGCAGCAAUAGCAGUAAUAAAAGUGACAAUCAUUCUUCCAAUGACUUCAGCUUGCCCAGCAAGAAAAAACCUACUGUGUUUGUGACAUCUCCUAAGGAAGAGAGAAAAAUAAUAUCCUCUAAACCUCCAUUAAAGUUAACAGACACAAUUAAUGAUGUCACUUGUAACACUUUGGCUACAAGUACAAAGUCUGGGCCCUCUCCUCUUUCAUCUCCAAAUGGAAAAUUAACUGUAGCUAGUCCUAAAAGAGGACCGAAGAGAGAGGAAGGAUGGAAAGAAGUGGUUAGAAGAUCAAAGAAAGUGUCUGUACCCUCAACAGUCAUUUCACGAGUGAUUGGAAGAGGCGGCUGCAACAUCAAUGCUAUCAGAGAGUUUACAGGAGCACAUAUAGACAUUGACAAGCAAAAGGAUAAAACUGGUGAUCGUAUAAUAACAAUAAGAGGUGGAACAGAAUCUACAAGGCAGGCAACACAUCUAAUUAAUGCACUUAUUAAGGACCCUGAUAAAGAGAUUGAUGAACUUAUUCCAAAGAGCCGUUUAAAAAAUUCCUCAGCAAUUUCAAAAGCAUCUUCAAUGUUGUCCACCAUUUCCUCUGUCAACAAUUCAGUUAUUGGAAUCAAAGUCACUGCUGUUUCAGCCUCAAACGCAUCACAAGUUGCCUCUGCUCUAACUGUGCCAGCUAUUACUUCAGCCUCUGCUCACAAACCUUUGAAAAAUUCAGUGAAUAAUGUUCGACCCGGUUUUCCUGUAUCUCUUCCUUUGGCUUAUCCUCCUCCACAGUUUGCACAUGCUUUACUUGCUGCACAGACUUUUCAACAGAUCCGUCCUCCCCGGUUACCCAUGACACACUUUGGAGGUACUUUUCCACCAGCUCAGUCUACCUGGGGUCCCUUUCCUGUCAGGCCACUAAGUCCUGCAAGAGCUACCAACUCCCCCAAAACUCAUGUGAUGUCUCGCCAUAAUCAGAAUAUAAGUAGCUCUCAAGUCAUCACAGGAAGUCCUCCUUCUGCUAGCCCAACAACUACACAUUCUCCGGCUACAAGUGUGCCUAUCUCAAGUGGAAACCUCAAUUCACCUUCAGUCAGAAGACAACUUUUUGUAACAGUGGUUAAAACCUCUAAUGCCACUACAUCAACAGUUACCACCACAGCAAGCAACCAUGUCACUACACCAACAUCCUCUACCUGCCCUGUCCCCACUGCCAAAGAACACCGUUCUCCAUCAUUACCUUCAUCUCCUUCCCCACCGUCUCUUAACGGUUGUGGAACAAGAAGUAGCCCCUCUGACUGCCUUGCAUCUCCGAUUAAAGGGACUUCACUGUCCUCUGAACAGGAUUUAGGCAGCCAGUCUGUCCUGGAAACAACAAGCUCGUGCAAGCAAGUGAACUCUACCUCUGGGAGUACCUCAAUGCAUUCAGCACAUCAGCCUUCCCCAGGAUCUGUUUCCCAAGAAUCCCGACCUUCUAUAAUAAACACACAAGCCCCUCCUUCUCCAGAUUCAAGGGCUAACCAAACCCUAAACUUAGCAGUCAGUGGUUCCUCUCACCAGUCUGCUCCUUCACUUAUUUCUGUAUCCUAUUCCCUAUCACAGCCAUCUAUUGUGUCUACACAGUCAGCUGCUAAAAUAGAAACCUCUGUAGUAAGACCUCAGUCUCAUGGGACAAACCAUGUUACCAGGAAUCAAGGUCCCAUGCAAAAUUCCCCUGUGUCAGGCAACAUUGCACAUACAAAUAUUAAACGGCCCCAGAGUGUACCAUCAAACAGUCCACUUCCUUCCAGUUUAAGUACACAAAGUGGUCCUCAAAAUUCCAGUCAUCCUCCAAACAAACACAUGGUUCCCAAUUUCAGCUCUUCACUACCAUUUGGUCCUUUUAGCACUUUAUUUGAAAACAAUGCACCCCCAAAUCAUCACUUUUGGGGUGGCUCCAUGGUUUCAUCUCAGUCUACUCCAGAUUCCAUGAUGUCCACACAGUCUUCAUAUUUGCCAAAUCCAGAGUCUGUGCUUCCAUCUGAUACUUCCAAAGCCCCAGGUUUCAGACCACCAAUGCAAAGGCCAGCCAUAAAUCAAUCAGAAUCAGUCCAGGCUGUAUCCACUGGUGGUAGAGCACAGUCUCCUUCCCCUUCGGGAGUUCCGAUGGUGUCUGAAAAAACUACAGUGCCUCAGGACAGAAAAGUUCCUGUCCCAAUAGGAACAGAGCGUUCUGCGCGUAUACGACAGACCGGAACCUCUGCACCAACUGUUAUUGGGAGCAAUUUAGCUGCUUCUGUGGGUCACAGUGGGAUCUGGUCUUUUGAAGGGAUGGGAGGUAAUCAAGAUAAACUAUCAGACUGGUGCCAUACAAGCAUAAACAAUCACAUCAUGCAUAGGCCUAUGUCUGACCCAGGAGUGUUUUCUCAACAUCAAGCAAUUGAGCGUGAGAGUUCUGGAAUUGUGCCUGCUUCAGGAACAUUCCAUCCACAUGUACCAGCUGGCUAUAUGGACUUUCAAAAAGUUGGGGGCAUGCCUUUUUCAGUGUAUGGAAAUGCAAUGAUUCCUCCUGUAGCUCCAAUGCCAGAUGGUAGUGGAGGACCUAUUUUCAAUGGACCCCAUGCUGCUGAUCCAUCUUGGAAUUCACUAAUAAAGAUGGUUUCAAACUCCACAGAGAAUGGACCUCAAACAGUGUGGACAGGAACAUGGACUCCUCACAUGAAUAGUGUGCAUAUGAACCAGAUGGGUUGAAUUGGAUACCUCCCUCAAGAUGGAAAACCAUAUGCAAGAAGCGGAAAAAUAUUAAAAUAAUAAAAUGUCAUCCAAUGGGCUGAAAGAGAAGACUCCCAGAUCAUUCUCCUGAUGUGCUUGACUGAAGUGUGUAGGCUUUUUGCAGAAGAACUUACUAACUGACCUUUUUCUGUGACAGUUGUGACCACCCAGUUCGCACCAAUCUCACUAUAAUUUGCAUUUCCAUUUUUAUUUAAAAAAAAAAAAAUUUUGUUCUUUCUUUUUUUUAUGGACAUUACUUUUUUUCUUUCUUUGAAGCUGUUUGGCUGGUUGGUUUUAGUACUGUAAACUGCUUCUGAGCAAACACAGACAAAAUUAGCAAAAUUAUGUAACUGAUUCAGAAGUUUUAGAAUGGCAAAUAAAUGUACAAUUGUUUACAUAACAGAAAUGACUAAGCAGAGAAUUCCGUAUGUCAGUAUAGAUGCUCUACAUUAUGUAGACUUAAGUUAAUGUGAGAUGUACCUUCAUAUACAGAGAUCUGGAUGUUUCCUUCAUACAUUAAACUAUUAAUAAGCAUAA